GGUUGUGUUCUGCUCCUAGUUCCUGCUUUCAUUCGCUCAGCAUUCUGCUUAACACUUUAAUCUGUUCACCAUCUAUGCUUCUUGGAACUAAACCUGCAUUCCCCUGGCAGAGUCGCCUCGAGAAACAGAAGACCUGAGGCCAGUAUGGACAUCUUCAGUUCCUUUCUGCUGCUGGCAGCAAUCAGUACGGCAACAUCCCAGCUGCCUAACGACUCCGCCAACGAAACAACGGGCCUGGCGGUCCCAGACAGCCAGCUGACGACACAACAGCCAUCAACUUCCCACCAGAUGUCAAAGAUCCAGGAUUUCGACUCUACAUCUGCCACAAGAGCUGAUGGGAUAACAGUGAAGGAGGAAAGAAGCUCUGCUGCGCCAUUACAGCCAACUCAAAACACGCCUCCUGCAACUCUCCCAAUAGAAAUACGGACAGAAGCAACUCUCACAGGUCUACCGGAUGCAACAACCGCUCAGUCUAGACUCUGGAAAUCUGUAACUAUGGUACCAACAAGUGAAGUCAGUAAGCAGGUCAAUGGUUCAACAGAAACACCUGUGGCUCUAACUAGUCAACUGAGUAACUGGGUCAAUGGUUCAACAGAACCAACAGUGGGUCCGACUAAUGAAAUGAGUGACCGGGUCAAUGGUUCAACAGAACCUGCGACGCUGAGCAUUAUCACACAAAGUCUUGUCACAGUUAGGACUUCAACUUCUCAUACUAAACUGAAGGAAACAACCUCCUCAUUUACAUCCACAUCAGAGUUCACAACCAUCAAUGCAGAAACCACGACGUUCAAGCCUGAAUCAACAAAAUCGACAGGAACCAAGCCAAGUCCAGGUGGGGAUGGAGUACAAUCCUCAACCUCUGAGAAACCCACAGUUUACCCCAUCAACAAGGCCAAGAAAGAUGAUACACCCCACGGAAAGAUUGUCGCGGCAGUAAUAGGUGCAGCGUUGUUGCUGAUGAUCUUAGGGUUUCUGGUCAUCUUCAUCUACAAACAGAGACAUCAGAAGAAGCAGCAGCCUUCAGCCUGGGCAGGCCCUUCCCCAUUUCUAGAGGGGGACGCUAACAAUGGCAAUGUUGAGUUGAGGUCGUCCAACCGAAUUUCCUUAACCAGUUUCCUGCCUCAGAGACUUUCUAAGAGACUCUCUUUGCUUCAAGACCCAACUGAGAUGAAGGAAAUCCCCCUGAGAGACACUUUUGAAGAGAAACACCAAGGAAGCACCUUUGGUCAAACUGUGGAUGGAAAUGCAGCACAAGAAAAGUCGUACAAAUCAGCUGCAGAAAUAAAGAGCGGAGGUGAAGCUGAGGAGAGAGUUGUAAUGACCGUCAUACAGACUUCGGUUUAGUAAACCAAUGGUUAUCCUCAGAAGGUCAUCUUAGCUUUUGGUGUCCUGGGACGCUCUGAGGCAAAAGCAAACGAUGGCCCCGAGGAGUCACAAGCAUACUUGUAAAUCUGUUGUCAGAUCUCAAGUUUGGAUGCAGCCAACUGUGCUUAAGACCUUUAGUUCAAUCAAUGUACUCCUAUCCAAACUAAAACCUCCUUCUCUUUAUUAGAGAGGAGUGUAAUGGAGAUUUUGUCCUGCUUUUGCUCAGAUUGAAAGAAGUGUCUUUAAAUUAAUCUGGCAUAAAACUGAAAAAGCAGAAGGAAGUGGUGUAAGAGAAACAACGGGCAGGACAGAUGUUUCACAAAGAUAUGCUGGAGUGACUUGCUGGUUUUCUCUCUAGAGCAAUGAUAAAAGAAAGGUUUGGAACCCCGGAGAGGAGCAACAUGCGACAGAUGGAUGUCACUUUGAGGGACCUAUGGAAGCCUGGAUAAAUGUAGAGCUGCUGAAACUGGCAGGCGUCCUCUUCCUGGAUGUUUACCCGGGGGGAAGAGUUUUCACAAAAACAGUACCACACAAAUGUGUUUGCAACGGCAUAAAAUAUCUCUGGAAAUCCAGGCAUCUUUUUCUACAUAUGUUCUGUGAUUUGAAUAUUAUACCCUUUUGUUUUACUGAAGACUCUUAGAAAACCUGUAUUUAAAUACUGAUUAAAAACCAGCUUAGCCAGCUGUGUUGUGAAAGUAUUGUUUAUGUGUAGAUAUUCACAUUCUCUGGGCUUCAUGAAAGGAAGAUGAGUGAAAUUUGUAAAACGGCAAAGUUAAAGGUAACUAGAGACUAAAUGUAUGCAUUGAACAAGACGGAAAGUUUCCGGAAAACAGUCACAGACCAAAAAAAGGGAAGCUAUUUUAGCCUGCUGUCUCAUUUCUCUACAGUACUUCACACAGGAAGAGCUUUUCUGAAAGCAUUUUAACGUGUCUGAGCCCAGCUAAUA
Molecule: messenger RNA, 2311 nt
Organism: Cyprinodon variegatus (sheepshead minnow)
Lineage: Eukaryota; Metazoa; Chordata; Actinopteri; Cyprinodontiformes; Cyprinodontidae
Gene: evi2b
Product: ecotropic viral integration site 2B
Exons: 2
Coding region: 145-1344 (399 amino acids)
Source: RefSeq, a predicted model, not a curated record